Messenger RNA from Paramecium primaurelia, 1346 nucleotides. Lineage: Eukaryota; Ciliophora; Oligohymenophorea; Peniculida; Parameciidae. The record is from the annotation of a GenBank genome assembly.
AUGGACACACCUAUUGGUAAAGAUCUAACAAAUUCUGUCAUUGGCAAAGUUUAUAAAUUGAUCAAAAGAAUAGGAAGUGGAGCUUUUGGAGAAAUUUAUUAAGUAGCAAAAGGAAAGGAGGAAUAUGCUAUGAAAUUAGAAAGAAGUGAUACUAAGCAUCCUUAAUUGUUUUUUGAAGCUAAAUUAUAUACUUAUUUAUAAGGCUCUGAUCAUAGUGAUAAAGGUAUUUGAAUUGUUAAUUAAAAGUUAGGAAUCCCUAGAAUAUAUGCUUAAGGGACAGACGGUGAUUAUAAUUACAUCGUCAUUGAUUUAUUGGGUUAAAGUCUAGAAGAUCUGUUCAACAAACAUAAUAAAAGACUAUCUCUAAAGACUGUAUACAUCUCUUAUAUAUUUUUAGGUUUUGAUGCUUGGUGAUCAAAUGAUUUAACGAAUUGAAUUUAUUCAUUUAAACAAAUUUCUUCAUCGUGAUAUUAAGCCUGAUAAUUUCCUAAUUGGAAUAGGUUAAAAGGCAACUAGAAUUUACCUAUUAGAUUUUGGAUUAGCUAAACGUUAUUAAACAAAAGAAGGACAUAUCCCAUAUAGAGAGGGAAAAAGUCUAACUGGAACUGCCAGAUAUGCAUCUAUCAAUACUCAUUUAGGAAUUGAAUAAUCAAGAAGAGAUGACUUAGAGUCUCUUGGAUAUGUCUUAAUGUAUUUAUUAAGAGGAUAGCUACCUUGGUAAAAUAUGAAGGGAAAUAAUCAAAAAGAGAAAUAUCAAAGAAUAAUGGAGAAAAAGUUAGAAACAUCAUCUGAUGUAUUGUGUAAAGGAUUUCCAAUUGAAUUAAGUUAAUAUUUGAAUUAUUGUAAGCAUUUAAAAUUUGAAGAAAAACCAGAUUAUCUUUAUUUAAGAGGAUUAUUUAAAGUAUAUAACUUAUAAGAUAUAUUAGGAUGCGUUUAAAAAGAUUGGUUUUGAACUUGAUUAAAAAUAUGAUUGGAUAAAGGAUGAAAAUAUUAUAAAAACUCAACACGAUUUAAUGAGUGCUGAAAAACAAUAGUUACAUCAAUAAUUGAUUAUGACAUAACCCUUAUAAUAAUAACCUCCAAUAUUGCCAAAAGGAGUAUUAAAUGGUAUAGAUUCAGAGAAGAAAAUAUCAAAUAUUAAUAAUUAAUAAUUAAGUACUUAAUAAUUGACAGCACAAAGAAAAACAUUAUAAUAAUAAUCACAAAAUAAGAUAUCAUCUGUUGAAAAGAAAAGAACUACUUCUUAAAAUAGAUAACAUAUUCCCUCGAAGGAAAUGCUUAAGCCCACAACUCAAGUUUUGGCACCAAAAAUAGUAACUACUAAGGAACCUCAUAGAAAAUAUUGA